AGGUUGCUGACACUGUGGCUGCAGUUUGCUCACAAGAUACCAACCAAACACUAGUAUUUGGAGAAAUACUUGGAUAAGCACAGUUCAUCACCCAAGAUGCCUUUCAAAGCUGGAUUAGAACUGACUGAAUUGCAGAAUAUGACUGUCCCUGAAGAUGAUAACAUCAGCAAUGAUUCAAAUGAUUUCACAGAGGUGGAAAAUGGCCAGAUAAAUAGCAAGUUUAUUUCGGAUCGAGAAAGCCGAAGAAGUCUCACAAACAGCCACCUGGAGAAGAAGAAAUGUGAUGAAUAUAUCCCAGGAACUACUUCACUGGGGAUGUCUGUCUUCAACCUCAGCAAUGCAAUUAUGGGCAGUGGGAUUUUGGGUCUUGCUUUUGCCUUGGCCAACACAGGAAUUCUCCUUUUUCUGCUGCUUUUGAUUUCAGUCACACUGCUGUCUAUUUAUUCAAUACAUCUCCUGUUGGUGUGUUCAAAGGAAACAGGCUGCAUGGUGUAUGAAAAGCUUGGUGAGCAGGUCUUUGGUACCCCAGGGAAAAUGAUUGUUUUUGGAUCUACAUCUCUUCAGAACGUUGGAGCAAUGUUGAGCUAUCUCUUCAUAGUCAAAAAUGAGCUGCCUUCUGCCAUAAAGUUUCUAAUGGGAAAAGAAGAAACGUUUUCGGCAUGGUACGUGGAUGGGCGGAUUCUUGUUGUCAUGGUGACGUUUGGUAUAAUCCUCCCUUUAUGUCUCCUUAAGAACUUAGGGUAUCUUGGCUAUACCAGUGGAUUUUCAUUAAGCUGCAUGGUAUUUUUCCUGGUAGUGGUAAGUUCAGCUUGCUUUCUUCAUUGGAUAGUCACUUACAAUCAUAGAAUCAUUAAG
Messenger RNA from Acanthisitta chloris (rifleman), 855 nucleotides. Its product is annotated as sodium-coupled neutral amino acid transporter 1-like. The record is from RefSeq and is a predicted model, not a curated record. Gene Ontology annotation, biological process: L-glutamine transport; amino acid transmembrane transport. The annotation marks the transcript as partial. Lineage: Eukaryota; Metazoa; Chordata; Aves; Passeriformes; Acanthisittidae. Gene Ontology annotation, molecular function: L-glutamine transmembrane transporter activity. The transcript has 8 exons.